Messenger RNA from Colletotrichum siamense, 1806 nucleotides. It is a transcript of the gene vrtR1-1, whose product is annotated as Transcription factor vrtR1. The record is from RefSeq and is a predicted model, not a curated record. Bases 1 to 1806 code for a protein of 601 amino acids. The transcript has 4 exons. Gene Ontology annotation, molecular function: zinc ion binding; DNA binding. Gene Ontology annotation, biological process: DNA-templated transcription. NCBI's taxonomy places the organism in Eukaryota, Fungi, Ascomycota, Sordariomycetes, Glomerellales, Glomerellaceae.
AUGAAUGGGGACAAGGUUGAAGCCGAAUCGAACCUUUCUUGGUCACCAUACGGAGUCUCAACGGGCAAGUUGGUCAAGGAUGAUGGUCGGGAUAGAUACGUGAGUGGAACCUUCUGGGAAGCCUUGCAUACUGAGGACGACAUGAGUGACGGCAUGAUGAGCGAAGAAGAAUCGGAUUACGAGGGUACGGGCGCAGCCUUGGCACCAAAUAUCUCACAGUAUUCUUUCAUCUUCAGCACCAGCACUCGAGAUACGGAGAGCCCUUCAUCACACCCUCCACAGCAUCACAGACUCAAGGCCUGGCACCUUUUCAAGUCAAAUAUACACCCCGUGGCUACUGUUUUACACAUACCGUCUGUCGAACAGAUGGUGCUGGGAGCGAUACAAAACCCGAAGGACCUAGCUCCCAACGUGGAAGCAUUGAUGUUUGUCAUCUACUUUGGCGCCGUGAACAGUUUGCCAGAGGAUGACACCCCACUUCAGUUUGGAGAGGAGCAGUCGGUGUUACUGACUAGGUUUAGGCGCGACGCAGACGCUGCCUUUACCCGGUCCAGAUUGAUGGAAACGGACGACAUGCUCACCCUGCAAGCAUUUGUUGCCUAUCUGAUUCUACUUCGUUGCCGCGACCCCACGUACUCCUGGACCAUGACAGGCUUGGCUGUCCGUUUAUCACAGUCUCUCGGCAUGCACCGGGAUGGGAGCACACUUAAUCUACCGCCGUUCGAAGCAGAGAUGCGACGUCGUCUUUGGUGGAACUUAUGCGUUCUAGACACGCCAGCAUCUGAGGACUAUUCGUGCUCCUCUGGACUCUUAGAGCUCAGUAGCUUUAACUCCAGGCGGCCUAUGAAUGUGAACGACUCCGCUCUGUACCCCGGCAUGACAGAAUACCCAAGGGAACAAGAUGGCAUCACGGACAUGUCUUUCACCGCUGCUCGCUGCUGGGCGUCGAAUCUGUGGCGGACCAUGAUCGACACACGCCAAAUCGACCCGGAUACAGGGUUAAGCUUCGCGUCAAUGACAACCACUGAUAAAGAAGCGUGGGUUGAGAAGCAGCGAAAGAUUAUAUAUGCUCGUUUUCCUGAAGACCCAACAUCGCGGGAGCCUCUUUACUGUCUCACAAUGUCCUUUAUCGGAACCAUCAUUGCCAAUCUGCGAAUCAUGGUGCUCAAUCCGUUAGGGACUGGAGUAUCUUUGACCGACGAACAAAAACGCCAAGUCUUCCAGGGGGCCAUUGAGUGCAUGAUAUAUUCGUACAGAUUACGGACUGACCCUUUGCUGGCAAAUUGGUCAUGGCUGACGAAGUGCUACAAUGAGUGGCAUGCGUUUGCCAUCAUACUGUCUGAGCUUUGCAACCAGCCGUUGAGUAGGGACGCCGAUAAGGCUUGGAGAGUCGUAGAACAGAGUGCGGUGCUCCGCUGGGACUCUUCAACGAAGCAUAGCCGAGUGCACCAGUGGCGCUCUGUCAUGAAAACUAUCGAGAUAGCUCGGAGACGAAGAAAGAACGGAAUGAGGCGUCGGAAGUCGUCAUCUCUGUCAGCCAAGCAUUCUAACCCUGCUGCAUAUAGAGGAGGAGACUCCACCAUUGGAGGGCCGACAAGGGUAGGUGGUCUCUCGACAAGGCAAAAUUCCAUCUACACGCAAGGCAACCAAGCUUCGCUUGAGACAUUCUCCAAUCCUGGUCCGCAGAUGCAGGAGUUCCAGAGUGCGAUGUCUCAAGCGGACCAGAUGAUGAGGCAGUUGGAAGACGCUGAUGACAUGUGCGACUUCACUAGCGAAGACGGCAGAUUAUAUUUCGCUGAGAGCUAA